ACGACAACAUUUUCGUUAGUGCAAUCGAGGUUUUGGCUGUAACUUUGAGGGUUUAACCGUUCGGCUCUGGAACUGGUUCGAGAGAGAGAUGGGAAGGAGGAUACUGAACGAUGCGUUAAGGUCAAUAGUGAAUGCUGAGAGGAGGGGCAAGGCCACGGUGGAACUGAAACCAAUCUCCACCGUCAUAUCUUCCUUUCUUAAUAUCAUGAAAUAUCGAGGAUAUAUAAAGAACUUCGAAGUUCAUGAUCCACAUAGAGUGGGGAGGAUAACAGUUGACCUGCAGGGAAGGGUAAACGAUUGCCGGGCACUCACUUACAGGCAGGACAUCAAAGCAAAGGAUAUCGAAAAAUACAAAACACUUAAACUUCCAACUCGUCAGUGGGGUUAUGUUGUGAUUUCAACUCCGGAUGGAGUUUUGGAUCAUGAAGAAGCCAUUCGAAGGAAUGUAGGUGGGCAGGUUCUGGGUUAUUUUCAUUAGACUUGUUUAUCUUUCUGAUAGUUGUUUGAGCUGUGCUUUAUCUCUGAACUUUCAAUCAAAUAUCUAUCUGAAUUUGGUAUCGUUUAAAACAGAAUAUUAGAAUAUAUAACUUUUGUUUUGAUGCCCGUAUUUGUAUUUGAGGAUUAGAAUUUUAGUGUUUGCUCCAUUGGUAGCCUGCUAUCUAAGGUUUUUCACUUGAAAUGUCAUAAGCUCAUUCACAUA
Molecule: messenger RNA, 700 nt
Organism: Gossypium raimondii (Peruvian cotton)
Lineage: Eukaryota; Viridiplantae; Streptophyta; Magnoliopsida; Malvales; Malvaceae
Product: 40S ribosomal protein S15a-5
Exons: 3
Coding region: 89-478 (129 amino acids)
Biological process (GO): translation
Cellular component (GO): cytosolic small ribosomal subunit; ribosome
Molecular function (GO): structural constituent of ribosome
Source: RefSeq, a predicted model, not a curated record